CGGACGAGGAAGCAGGCGGGUCGCGCCGCUCGGUGGAACAUUGCCACAUACACUGAUGUAGUUCAGUCCGUCGGUCCGUGUACGCACAGUCGUGUGGCAGUCGAGUAUCAAUGCUGGCAUAGCCAUGACAGUGAAGGCGGUGGAACUGUACGCGACGCCGGGCGCGGCGACGAGUCGCGUGCGCAGCUACUUGCGGCAGGCGCUGAUGGUGGUGCUGAUCAACGUGCCGGCGAUGUCCUUCGGGCUGGCGGUGGGCUGGGUGUCGCUGGCCAGCGGCGAGAGUGGCGCUGGCGGCGCGUUGGACGAGGCGCAGGCGGUAGCGGCGGCGGGCACUACGUACCUGGCCUCACUGGUGGGGGUGCCGCUCUGCGCGCGCGCUCUCGCUGGUGGCAGGAAGCCAGCCGUCAUCGCCACCUCCGCUGCUUUUGUGAUGUCGCACCUUCCGCAGGCUUGCUGGGGUCUGAAGCUGUGCGGGGGCGGCUGGUGGGUGGUGGCAGCGCGCGCCUGCGCCGGCGUGGGGGGCGCGGGGGCCUGGUGCCUGGCGCCGCUGCUGGCGAACGAGGUCUGUAUGGUGUGUGUGUGUGUGGUGGGGGCGGGGGGCGCGGUAGUGUAUGACGUGUGCGUGUGUGUGUGCAGAUGUGUGCAGCGGAGGCGCGCGGCGCGGCGUCGGCGGCGCUGGUGGCGGCGCACAACGCGGGCGCGCUGCUCAUGUACGCGGCCGCCGACGCCGGGCUCCCGCACAGGUACCGCCGCCAGCCGCCAGCCGCCGCUCUACGCGCUGCCGGGGCUGUAUGUGAUGUACCUACAGCUGAUGGCGCGGUGUUUCAGUGCGCUGCUGUGGAGCUGCCUGGCGCUGUCCGCGGCGCAUUGCGUGCUGUACCUGCUGGUGCCGGAGUCACCCGCGUUCCUGGCUGCCGCCGGCAGGGCUGACGAGGCGCGCGCGUCGCUGGCGUGGCUGCGCGGUCUGCCGGCGGACGCGGCGGCGCUGCACCAGGAGCUGGCCGCGCUGCCGCCGCCUGACCAUCAGCUCGCCUCAGCAUACAGCAUCACUAAACGAUUCUGUGAGUACCGUUCCAGCUCUUGUUGUUGUGUGUGCGCAAUAAAUAGAAAUAAUGGGCUACCUACAACUUAUAACCUUUUCAAUGAAGCAAAUCUCAAAACUGUGUGUGUAGCAGUUACACAUAGGAGCAGAUGA
Molecule: messenger RNA, 1195 nt
Organism: Spodoptera exigua (beet armyworm)
Lineage: Eukaryota; Metazoa; Arthropoda; Insecta; Lepidoptera; Noctuidae
Source: the annotation of a GenBank genome assembly